This is a messenger RNA of Pimephales promelas (fathead minnow), 1410 nucleotides long. RefSeq names its product methyltransferase like 27 (gene mettl27). NCBI's taxonomy places the organism in Eukaryota, Metazoa, Chordata, Actinopteri, Cypriniformes, Leuciscidae. The record is from RefSeq and is a predicted model, not a curated record.
UAAUUAACUUAUUGCAUGCACUAUCAAGAGAGCAGAGCUACUUUCACAAGGCAGAUGCAUGAGACCGCAGGAAUGGCGAACAGCCGUCGAACCUUUUCUGAUGUGAGGAAUAAGAUCCUGUCGGCUCAUAAAAACACAGGAGCCCAGGAUAAGGUUGGCUUCUAUGAUAUCUGGGCUGAGAACUAUGAGCAGGAUGUAGCGCUACUGGAUUACCGUGCCCCUUUGUUAGCGGCUGAGUGUGUGAGCUCAUUUUUCACAGGUGACAGAGAGAAGGCCACUGUCCUGGAUGUGGCCUGUGGAACAGGCCUGGUCUCUGCACAUUUAAAGAAAAUGGGGUUCCAUCACUUUGUUGGAGUAGAUGGAAGUAUGACGAUGCUGGAGUUGGCAAAGAAAACUGGACUUUAUCAGGAACUUAAGCAGUGCCUGCUUGGUCAUGAUGAAAUUUCAGUUGAAGCUGAAAUAUAUGAUAUUGUUAUAAUUGUUGGAGCUCUAAGUGUUGGGCAUGUGCCUUUUACAGUCAUCAGAGAGCUCUGCGAUGUUACAAAACCAGGCGGCUAUGUGUGCAUGACUACUAGAGGGAACGCUGAUAACUGGCAGUACAAGGCUGAGCUGGAGAAAAUGAUCAGAGCACUUGAGGAAGAGCAGAAAUGGAGCCGUGUGACUGUUGUUCAGGUGGAGGAAUGGGAGAGAGCUGUUUCAGAAGAGGGCAGUGGGUACAUUCCUGGUGUCAUUUAUCUGUAUCAGAAAAGUUUAUAAGGUCACACAAGGGCAACCCAGUGCUAGACCAAAUCUGCACAGUAAUCCACACACAGCUAUUGUACUACAGAAUUCUUAUUCCACCAGCAGGUGGCAGCAUUUUUUUAUAAAUAAUAAAUUGUUUGAAUAGUGCUUUUGUUCCCCAGAGAAGCACCUGGAACGAAGAGAAAUGCCAAAAACAUGAUCCAUCUAUGUAUUUUGGCACUAAUUUUUUUCACCUGGAACUUGUACACAGACAGUGCAGUCACUUUAAGGUUUUUGUUCAAGUAAAGUCCAUGAAGCUAAAGGAUUUCGUGAGAAAAUGUCUGAGGUGUAUCGUUUCAAAUCUACCAUUCCCCAGUUACAUCUAACCUUUCAGUUUGCCACUCCUCGAUACUUCGACCGCUAGACUUUUGAAGCUGCCAUUUCCGUGACAUAAACAAAACAGAAAACACACUAUGUAGCCUACGGUUUAGAUUUUUUGAGGACACAUUCCAGUUUAAAAGGUUGUUGUUAUGGUGUUAUGAUGUUGAAAUUGCAUUAUUCUAUAUGUGCAUACGGUAUAUCAAUACCAAACAGAGACCCAUUUUAUUUUAUGUCAUUAAGACAAUAUUUCAAUCACAGAUAGAAAUAAAUUUAGGCUACAUAUGUAAGCAAAUAAACAGAUGAAAAAAC